Amphiprion ocellaris (clown anemonefish) is the source of this 2167-nucleotide messenger RNA. Its product is annotated as sorting nexin-6. The record is from RefSeq and is a predicted model, not a curated record. The coding region runs from base 286 to 1398 and encodes 370 amino acids. The transcript is spliced from 14 exons. Gene Ontology annotation, molecular function: phosphatidylinositol binding. Lineage: Eukaryota; Metazoa; Chordata; Actinopteri; Pomacentridae.
GUCGAAGGUCCAGAGUUACUGACUAACGCACCAUUUGCCCAUCUAUUUCCCUGCGCCAGCACUUUAGAUCUGGCACUGUUUUACGCUGUCUCUCUCAGGGACCAUUGUGCACUUUGACCCAGAGGAUAUCCUGUGCCUCCUCAGCAGUUGUAGUGUGAGCGCAUUAAAGCCAACGGACAAAAGAUCUUUAAAGCUUUAUGCACUUUUGUCUAGAUAAAAGGAGAUUUAAACAUUCUACAAAGCAGAUAAAAGACAGACUGGAAACAAUAACUUGCAAGAUUUACAAUGAUGGAAGAGGUAAAAGAAGUGACAUCUGCUCUGAGUGUCCAUGGUCAUAACAUCAAAAUUACAGAUGUGGUGAAAGAUGGGGACGCGCUUACUUUUGUAAUCGUGUCUCAGAAGCUGUCUGGGACGGGGGAGUACCAUGUGGACCGGACCUGGGACGACUUUGAAUGGCUGCAGCAGCACCUGUUUUCUCAGGAGGAUGUACCCGGCUUACAGGGAGUCAUAUUUCCUCCUCUUCCUGCAAAGGCCAGUGGGAAUGCAUCUGCCAAGAUUAUGAAACAGCUUGGUGUCCUUGGUUUAGGAGAGUGGCAGCCGUACUGUAAAGCUCUGGAAACUUUCCUCCAGCAGGUCGCUACUCACAAGAUUCUCAACAAAAAUAAAGCCGUGGAGGUUUUCCUGACUAGCUCAGAUGCUCCAGGCAGGCAGAAAGUAAAGAAAAACAUUUUCAACCGGCUGAGUCAAGCUGUCGAAGAGAUGAGAAAAGAAGGCCAUAAGGAUGUGGAUGAGUUCUUUCAAACUGAACGUGAUCAUAACCUCGUCCUAACUGGCUGUACCAAGACUGCUGCCGAGAAAUUUCUAGAUAUGGUGCUAACCGAGCAAAAAAUAGCAGUGGCCUGUGGGCACUUUUCAGCUGCUCUACAUCUCUGUGUGGAACCAGGGGAAGAUCCUGACAAAAAGGCUUUUUCAAGGCUUUGUGUACAAAUUUCAGAAGUGUUCGAUUCCAUGAAGAAAAAUAUGACGAGUGUUGCUGAGAACAAUGUGAACACUCUUGGACUAGGCCUGGACCUGGAGUCACGUUACCAGGAGGCAGAAAAGGAAAUGCUCUUCAGGAGGACCUGUAAACUGGUGGAGUUAGAGAAUGCCAGAAGGAACGCAGAGAAGGCCAAACCUGUCAAGAAAGCAGCUAUGGAAGAAGUGAAGACAGCAACACAGACAGAGUUUCAACAGAUUUGUGGAGUGGCUAGACAGGAGAUCAAACAGUUCCACGGAGUCCGUGUGAAAAUGCUGCAGCAGGCUCUGGUUCAGUGGUGUGAAAAGCAACUUCUUACAGCCAAAGAAAGCACUGACCAGUUCAACCAGCACCUGCAAGCCUUUAGAGGGAUGGCCCAGUGACCUCACCGCUGCCCUCUUAAUGAAGCAUCCUCAAUACGUCUAAACAUAGCAGGGAUACUCCCCAACAUGUCCUUCACCUUGUUGCGCUGUAGCCUCUUGCUGUACUGGAUUCAAUUACAUUCCGUGUAAAUAAAGUAAUGAAAAGCAAAGGAGAGAACGCAAACACUUACUUUCCCCCAGUCUCUCCUCAGCAACACACAUUCCAAUAAAACCCAGGCAGAAAUGAUUGUUCUGAGAUCUUAGCAGUGGGCUUUGUUGAGUGGUAAAGCUGCUGUGUGUACGUGUUCUGUACUACACUGCUGCAUUUGUGCUGAGAGAGUAUUUUGCUGCUCUCUGGCCGCUACAUCAGCUGGGGUCACACAAAAUAAAGUGUGAUGAAUUGAUUCCCCAAGUACCUGCUUGCCUUUGUGUGUGUUUCUUACUCCUGGAUCAUUAAUCAGUUGGUUUGACUGCUCCUGCAAGGACGGGGCAGCAAGGACACCCUGGACUGGCUUUUUGUUUGGCUUUAUUCUGGCUUUGUGAACAUCUGUUAAUGCUCUCUCUUGACAAUCAUCCUAUUUACCAUGUGAUUGUGAGAAAAUGUUUGUGAGGUCUGACGCAAAACUGUGAUACACUUUGCUGAAAAUUUCUGCUUAUGAGCUCAAUGUCAUUCUCCCCUUCUCUGUCUGCUAUGGACUGUAGGUUCAUAUCUCAACACUGCUGUGUGCUUCAUCUCAUCUGUUCUGGCCUGUGAUCUCCCUGUUGGGUAAAUAAAGAGGAGUGGUUCUUA